Molecule: messenger RNA, 1059 nt
Organism: Microthlaspi erraticum
Lineage: Eukaryota; Viridiplantae; Streptophyta; Magnoliopsida; Brassicales; Brassicaceae
Source: the annotation of a GenBank genome assembly
AUGAAGCUCGUCUACAUCCUCCUUAUCCUAUUCACAUUCACCGUAUCUCCGGCGGUCUCAACGGCUCCGGAAGAAUGCGACAGCGGCUCGGAGAAUCCGUGCAUCGACAAAGCAAAGGCUUUACCACUCAAAAUCGUAGCCAUUGUAGCCAUCCUUGCGACAAGCUUGAUAGGCGUGACCACUCCUCUUUUCAGCCGUCACAUUUCGUUCCUCCGUCCAGAUGGCAACGGUUUCAUGAUUUUAAAAUGUUUUUCUUCCGGGAUCAUCCUUGGAACCGGUUUCAUGCACGUCUUGCCCGACUCUUUCGAGAUGUUGUCAUCUAAAUGUCUUAGUGAUGACCCGUGGCAUAAGUUCCCUUUCGCUGGCUUUGUCGCUAUGUUGUCUGGUCUAGUCACUCUAGCCAUUGACUCCAUUACCACCAGCCUUUAUACCAGCAAAAACGCUGUUGGACCAGUGCCUGACGAGUAUGGCAUUGACCAGGAGAAGGCGAUUCAUAUUGUAGGCCACAAUCACAGCCACGGUCACGGUCAUGGUGUUGUGCUAGCAGCUAAAGAUGAUAAAAGUUCCGAUCCACAACUUCUGCGGUACCGUGUCAUUGCCAUGGUAUUGGAGCUUGGGAUUUUAUUUCAUUCUGUGGUCAUUGGACUAUCUCUAGGAGCAACUAAUGAUGCAUGCACCAUUAAAGGACUCAUCAUAGCUCUUUGCUUCCAUCACUUGUUCGAAGGCAUGGGUCUCGGUGGCUGCAUCCUCCAGGCAGAUUUUACAAAUGUGAAGAAGUUCUUGAUGGCAUUCUUUUUCGCUGGAACAACACCAUGUGGUAUCUUUCUCGGAAUCGCAUUGUCGAGUAUUUAUAGAGAUAAUAGCCCAACCGCUCUGAUUACGAUUGGUCUGUUAAAUGCUUGCUCGGCCGGAAUGCUCAUCUACAUGGCCCUCGUCGACCUUUUAGCUACAGAGUUCAUGGGAUCAAUGCUCCAAGGUAGCAUCAAACUUCAGAUCAAGUGCUUUGCCGCGGCUUUGUUCGGGGCAGCCGUAAUGUCGGUGGUUGCCAAGUGGGCUUAA